Candidula unifasciata is the source of this 633-nucleotide messenger RNA. The record is from the annotation of a GenBank genome assembly. NCBI's taxonomy places the organism in Eukaryota, Metazoa, Mollusca, Gastropoda, Stylommatophora, Geomitridae.
AUGGACAAAUUUCUUGUUAAAACACCACGAGUCAAGUCAGACACGGGAAAUGUAGCUUCCUCUUCCAGAAAACAGUUAAAACAAAAGACGAUUCAUUCUUUGAAGGGAGUGGUGGUUGUCGAAGAUAUUGAGCGGUUGAAAUCAAAAUUGGAGUUAUCAAGCCAAAGCACAUCUGUGUUAAUAAGUUCCCUGCAGCAAUUAGGCAAAAAGAUUCCACCACGGAAUGUGUUGGUAUCAACUAAAAUUGGUCACACUGUAAAUAAGCUCAGGAGACACCCAGAAGAAGAUGUUGCCAAGGAAGCCAAAGCUGUUUACAUCAAGUGGAAACACUUUUAUAAGGAACAUCUCAGUCGACCACAGAUUGAGGUCAUGUGCGACACAAAGACCCAGAAUUUUAGAAAUCGGGGAAAGAAGUUGUUAUCUGAAGCUUUGAGAGUUGAGAUUGGCCAUGAGAUUAUUGAAGCAGUUGAAAAAGAAGCGUUUUAUCAGCAUCGACGUCUGAUCAGUCCUGCCUAUCGGAGGUCCGUAAGAAAUAUGGUCUUCAAAUUGAUGCACACAGAUGAAGUCAGGAAUUCUCUUCUAGGUGGACAACUGAGUGUUGAGGAUUUUGUGAAACAGCACAAUAAGGUUUAA